AUGAUGGGGAGCAGGGUGGCCGCGUCGCUGCUCCGCCGGGGCAGGGACCAGGCCUCCGCCCUGAUGACGAUCCCUCGCCUCCCGAGGAGCGCUCCAGCUCCGCCCCCCGCUCCUCCUAGGGUUGGAUCCGGCUCGUGCGGCGGGGGCGGCCGCCACCUCCCCCCGCCGCCACCCCCGCAAUCGACUGGCGGCUUAUUCGCCGCCUCCCGAGUUGCCUCGUACCACGCCUUCCGCUCUUUCGGCCCUAAGAGUUUUAUGGGCCAAUGCACACGGAAAAUGUCUACUACUGCAGCUGCACUGAAUUCAAAUAUGGCAAACGCAACAGCAAAUUCAGGACUGAAGCUGCUAGUUACCAAAGGGCCUCAAGCACAGAAGGCAGUUGGUAUAUGGCUCUUUGGAUGUGCUGCCUGGGUGUUCAGCAUGGUCAUACUUGGUGGAGUCACUCGGCUCACACGUUCGGGGCUGUCAAUGACUGACUGGAAGUUCGCCGGGGGCUUGCCUCCAAUGUCGGAAGAAGAGUGGCUACUGGAAUUUCAGAAAUACAAGCAGUCACCUGAGUACAUGAGGGUGAACAAAGGAAUGAACCUUGACGAUUUCAAAUUUAUAUACUGGAUGGAGUAUGCACACAGAAUGUGGGGAAGAGCUUUGGGCUUUGUAUUUGCUGUUCCUUUUGCAUACUUUGUUGCAAAAGGCUAUGUUACCCGCCAACUUGGCGUCAGGCUCUCUGCUCUUUUUGCACUUGGUGGUGCGCAAGGACUGAUUGGCUGGUGGAUGGUGAAAAGUGGUCUUGAGGAACCAGCAUCUGAGUAUGUUGAACCAAGAGUUAGCCCAUACAGGCUGGCAGCUCAUCUGACCUCUGCAUUUGUUAUAUAUUGUGGUAUAUUGUGGACUGCUCUUUCAGUAGUAAUGCCAGACCCUCCGGCUGAAUCAAUGAAAUGGGUAAAAGGGGCAGCAAAAUUUAGAAAGCUGGCAAUUCCUGCCAGUGCUGUUGUAGGCAUUACUGCCAUAUCUGGAGCGUUCGUUGCAGGGAAUGAUGCAGGGCGUGCAUACAAUACAUUUCCGAAGAUGGGUGACAGUUGGAUUCCAGAAGAUGUGUUCAGUAUGGAGCCUUUUAUACGUAAUUUCUUUGAAAAUACAUCUACUGUGCAGCUUAAUCACCGAAUUCUUGCUACAAGCACCUUAUUGUCUGUGAGUGCCUUAUGGCUGGCUGCAAAGAAAGUAGAUAUGCAUCCAGCGGUCAAAUCUCUGGUUGGAAGCACACUUGGGAUGGCUGCUCUUCAGGUUACAUUGGGAAUAUCCACACUUCUGAUGUAUGUUCCUACCUCUUUAGGCUCAGCUCAUCAAGCUGGGGCAUUGACACUACUGUCACUGAUGAUCCUUCUCACUCACACAUUAAGAAGACCAUCACCAGCUCUCUUGAAGUCACUUGCUUCUGCUGUGAAAUCAACCUGA
Molecule: messenger RNA, 1452 nt
Organism: Triticum turgidum subsp. durum (durum wheat)
Lineage: Eukaryota; Viridiplantae; Streptophyta; Magnoliopsida; Poales; Poaceae
Source: the annotation of a GenBank genome assembly